Messenger RNA from Lolium perenne, 531 nucleotides. The record is from RefSeq and is a predicted model, not a curated record. Lineage: Eukaryota; Viridiplantae; Streptophyta; Magnoliopsida; Poales; Poaceae.
AUGGAUCGUCCGCAAGAGCCGCCUGCCGCCGGCGAUGCAUCUCCUCCGGCCGCGGUGGUCGAUGUCGCCGUCGGAGCUGCGCCGAACGCCGGGGAGGUGUCGGCCAUGAUCUCCGCCACCAUCCCGUCGAAGAGGAAGAGGAUCCCGAAGGUAUUCUUCGAAGCACAAGCGGCGGCGGCCGCAGCAGCGCCGGCCGCAGCUUCGCCGGCCGAAGCCCCGCCGGCUGCCAAGAAGGGGCCCAGGCUGAAGACCAAGGCGGCCGGGCCGAGGGGUGUCGCGCCGGCCAAGGUGCGGACAAAGGCCAUCAACCGCAUCGGCCUCGCUCCUCCACCGCCCUCCAAGGCCACGCCCUCUCCUCCCUCCGUUCCGUCCGAUGCGCCGCCCGCGCCGCCGCCAUCCACCAUUGACGUAGACAAGGUGUUCGAUGUUGAGUCCACAACAUCCUACAUGGACAUGCUCAACGAUUCCGCGGUGAAUUUGGAGGCCGAUGAAUCGACAAUGGAUGUACUGGUAACCGACUCUCCAGCGUAG